AUGCCGGAUACGACGGCGCAAGACCACGGCCUCCUCGCCCCACCGACCGCAGCGGGCACUCCAUAUCCCUCCCCUCGCCCAGCCUCCGCACCUCUACCACCAGACGUCGAGCGCCUGCAUGAAGUCUGGGCCGACCUGCGGUCCCUCCUCGAUUCUGAACCUCCAAACACCGCUAUUGAGUUCGCCAAGCGUGCCCAGAAGCUCUGGAGUAUUGUUGUGCAGGGCCUAGAGACUGUGCAACGUAGUGACCCAGACGAUGAAGAGCUGAAAGCCGUUCUGAGGGAGAGCAAAGGCCGUCAGCGGGUCGUCAAGAGCGCAGCGCUGGCUGCCACCUCAGCCGACAUAGAGGAGAAGCUUAAGGCGUUCGCUGAGAGUGCAGAGAAGAUCAGAGAGCUGGUGGACCCAAAGGUGCUCGAGCGUGCCUUGGACCUCACAUUUUCCGGCAAACGUCGAUAUCAACCGACGUAUGCAGACAGCGCGCCGAGCGCCGCACGCAGCCCGUACGCCUUCUGCACCAAUACCUGGAAGCAGACAGCAUACACGCUGGAGGACGAGGGUGAGGCGCUCAAGCUCGCCCGCCAGUUGGCUGGAUUCGGUAUUGAUCUGAUCGAAGGUGCGGUCGUUAAGGUAGGUCAUCAGACCGUUGCCGCUGUUCAUGGCGGCGGUGAGCUGGGUUUGGUUGCCGAGGUAGACGACGCUGGAGGAAGUCGACCCAGAGAUGCGGGGAUGACUGGACUCGCGGCUAGAUCUUCUCGACAUGUCGCUGGCGGAAAAGGGAAUCUUGAGGUGCUGUUGGUGGUGAGAGCAAUGUCGGAGGAAAACAACAGGUUUUGA
This is a messenger RNA of Trichosporon asahii var. asahii CBS 2479, 834 nucleotides long. RefSeq lists its product as uncharacterized. NCBI's taxonomy places the organism in Eukaryota, Fungi, Basidiomycota, Tremellomycetes, Trichosporonales, Trichosporonaceae. The coding region runs from base 1 to 834 and encodes 277 amino acids. The transcript has 5 exons. The record is from RefSeq and is a predicted model, not a curated record.